Messenger RNA from Lecanosticta acicola, 1143 nucleotides. The record is from the annotation of a GenBank genome assembly. NCBI's taxonomy places the organism in Eukaryota, Fungi, Ascomycota, Dothideomycetes, Mycosphaerellales, Mycosphaerellaceae.
AUGGCGAGAGCAGAAUCUUCCAAAGACGCGGAAUCAAACGGCACAAGAGCAAAGGCCAAUGGCGCCCCGACGAACUACGAACUCCCAUGGGUAGAAAAGUACCGCCCCGUCUUCCUCGACGACAUCGUGGGCAACACGGAAACCAUCGAACGCCUCAAGAUCAUCGCGAAAGACGGAAACAUGCCCCACGUAAUCAUCAGCGGAAUGCCCGGGAUCGGAAAGACGACGUCCAUCCUCUGCCUCGCGCGACAAUUGCUGGGCGAUGCCUACAAGGAAGCCGUCCUCGAACUCAACGCCUCCGACGAGCGCGGUAUCGACGUCGUGCGCAACCGCAUCAAAGGCUUCGCGCAGAAGAAAGUCACCCUCCCCGCCGGGCGGCAGAAACUCGUGAUCCUCGACGAAGCGGACAGCAUGACGUCCGGCGCGCAACAAGCCCUCCGUCGCACGAUGGAGAUUUACUCCGGCACCACGCGCUUCGCUUUCGCUUGUAACCAGUCCAACAAGAUCAUCGAGCCGCUGCAGUCGCGCUGUGCGAUCUUGCGAUACGCCCGUCUGACGGAUGGACAGGUGGUCAAGAGGCUGUAUCAGAUCUGCCAGGCGGAGAGCGUGGAAUACAGCGACGAUGGCAUUGCCGCGUUGGUGUUCAGCGCCGAGGGGGAUAUGCGACAAGCAAUAAACAAUCUGCAGAGCACGAGUGCCGGCUUUGGCUUCGUGAAUGGAGAUAAUGUGUUUCGCGUGGUGGACAGUCCGCAUCCGAUCAAGGUGCAAGCUCUGAUUCGGAAUUGCCAUGAGCAGAAAGUUGACGAGGCGUUGGAUUCCUUGAAAGAGCUCUGGUAAGGACUCAUGGGACUGAUACCGUUUGGGGAUGGAUAGAUUUGCACGGGCAUCUGAUCUGUUGGCUGACAUUUUCGUUCCAGGUCGCUCGGGUAUUCCUCGCACGACAUCAUCAGCACCAUGUUCAAGGUCACCAAAUCCAUCGAUUCCUUGUCCGAGCACACGAAGCUGGAAUUCAUCAAGGAGAUCGGCUUCACGCACAUGCGCAUCCUGGAAGGGAUGCAGACCUACCUCCAGCUCGCCGGCUGCGUGGCGAAGCUCUGCAAGCUGAACAUGAAGCCCGCCCUCUUCGAGAUUCCCCAGACGUAA